Messenger RNA from Styela clava, 2586 nucleotides. Its product is annotated as putative MFS-type transporter C09D4.1. Lineage: Eukaryota; Metazoa; Chordata; Ascidiacea; Stolidobranchia; Styelidae. Gene Ontology annotation, molecular function: heme transmembrane transporter activity; heme binding. The record is from RefSeq and is a predicted model, not a curated record. Gene Ontology annotation, cellular component: membrane. Gene Ontology annotation, biological process: heme export; transmembrane transport.
UUUCAAAUUGCAGUUUGUUAAAUGUUAUUAAUCAUGAAACAUGUUAACCAAGUUAACUAACCGCUAACUAGCGAAAAGACUCUUAAGUUAAAAUAAGCACUAUAUAGCAUAGCGUAAGCAGAAUUUUUCUGGGGUCAAGCGUCGAAAUGCAUUCAAUGCAAAGUGUUAAGGGUAUUGUGGCUUAUAUUUGAGGUUUUACAUUUAAAUAUUUAGGGGAUUACGGAUAUACAAGGUUCGGAUGACGAAAGAGAGGUUGACUGAUUCAAUCAAAAGAUUCAUGGUUGCUUCUAGUCGGCAUCACUAGCUGAGGCAAUGACACCUGAUUUGAUUUUUUGUCAAACUAGUCUGGCUUUUCCCGUUAUUAGAUCUCUAUCUCUCAGAUUUUAUUUGUCUAACAUGCCCCCUUAUUAUUAUAGCGUACAUUUAUAGGCACCCGAUUUUUCAAUGAUUUCUAUUGAUUUUAGUUCUUAAUCAAUUUGCGCGUUGAAAGGUUUUUAAUUGCCUUCGUGUACUCACUGUCCUGUAAGUGAUAUGGCAUCUCUGUCAAUCUCUAAGAUUUAAUAGUGAUUAGUAUUAUUGAUAAUUCAGAUAGAAGCUGACAUGGAGUAUCGUGUAUAUUCUGCUCGGUGGGUUUUUAUGACAAUAACUUCGAUUAAUGUAUUUAGCGUUGUUUUCAUGACGUACUGCUAUGCCGGUAUAAAUAACGUUAUCACGGCUUAUUUCCAAACCACGCCAUUUUUUAUCGACCUUCUCGCGACAUGGGCAAUAUUUAUGACUGCUGUUAGCCUUCCUAUGCUGGCUUUAUUCAAAGACAAUUUCAGCUUGAGAAAUCAAAUUCUUUCAACGAACGCCUGUACACUAAUAGGCUCAAUAGUUGGAGCAAUCGGUUUCAGCAACAGAAAAUGGUUCUAUAUCGCAUUGGGCGGUCAAACAUUCUUCGGAAUUUCGUCUGCGAUCAACUUCGUAAUUCAAAUUUCACUCCCUGCAAAUUGGUUUCCGGCGCACGAAUCAGCAACGGUCGUUGGAGUGUUUUGGGCAUCGUGGUCUCUGGGACAAGCAGCAGCAGCUGGAGUAUUACCAUUCAUAAUUGGUUCACUAGACGCGACUAAACUUGAAUCUGCUUUUUUGAAAGUUAAAUGGGUAUUUCUCAUUGUAAACGGUGGCAUUGCGUUUCUACAUUUAUUGACAGGCAUAUUGUCCUGGUUUUAUCUGGCAGACAAUCCACCUAGUCCUCCGAGUGCAUCACAACAAUACAUUUUGAAACAGAAAAUCAAUCAAAAAUCACCAAUUACUGAAAUGCUGAUUUCAAACAUCAAGCUUAUUGUAAACGUGCAUCGUAAUCGCGAUUACUCUCUCCUUACACUAGCCCACUUGCUUGCUCUUUCAGUCGCGACCAUAACAAAAAUAUUGGUUGCAUCUGUUUUCCUGGAAACAUUCAGCAACAUCACUGACGAUGAAGUAGCUGGAAUUCGCCUAAUCGGAUUGUUGGCUUCUGUUCCUGCUUCAAUUGCAGUUGGAAAGAUAAUCGACAAAACAAAGAAAUUCAAGGAGCUUACACUGACAGCUCACAUUGGCUUAACCAUAGCUUGUGCAGGAAUCGUCGCUGGUCAUGGCUUCAAAAAUUUUGUUUGUCUUGCUGUCUUAUAUCCAGUGAACAUGAUUCUCCAAAUGAUUUCUACCGUUACACUUAUAGAAUUUAUGAUUGAAACAACAUAUCCGGUGGACAAGAUUGUAUUAGUGACAUCACACUACUUUGUGACUGAAAUGGGAUUAUUUUUGCUCAGUUCUGGUAUUCGAUAUACUUUGCAGAAUUACGGAGCUCUUGCUGCAGUCAGUACUGUCCUUGUUAUAUGUGCAAUAUCUGUCUUGGUUCUUUUUUUUGUUAGACCGAAUUAUAACAGAUUAAACACAGAUAUGUAGCGCUUGCCGCGACAAAAUGAUAGAUGAAACACGGAUACUUUUGCGAGAAGGACAAAAUUGACGAAGAAAAUAAAUAGCACCAGGCUUCAUAUGCUGUCCUAAGGCGAUAAUUUUUAUAUUAAUUGAAAAAUAAGCAAUCUGUUUAUGAAUCAGUUUUCCAUAGAUAGCUAUCGUUCUCUGUUAGUUAGGAAUUUGUCUUCAUCACAUAUGAUAUAUAGUUGCGUAUUAAGUGUAUUUCGUUAUCUGUUAUUUAGAUCAAUUGAAUCGUGCAACUCUGCAAUAUACGAACAUUUAGCAUUACUAUCUAUUAGACCUUUCAAGGAGUCAGUGGGGUUACUCCGCUGAAGUGUAGUUCUAAAAACUACAUUCCUAGUGAGUAGCGACAGCAUAUUUGCACCCGUAUAUCUGCAUUUAGGACUGCUUUUGUACCCAUACACUUCUGUCCACAGACAUCACCACUCGCAUAUAGAUUUCACCAGAUUGCGUCCACGAAUAUUUGCGCCCGCGUACAUUUGCCACUAUUAGGGCCGAGAAUGGUUAACCGAUUUUUGAUGGUUAACGGUUACGAUUUAUUUUAACCGUUAACUGGCAUCUCAUUUGCACCUGCAUACUUUUGUACCCAUACAUUUCUGUCCACAGACAUCACCACUCGCAUAUAGAUUUCAC